Molecule: messenger RNA, 351 nt
Organism: Verticillium dahliae VdLs.17
Lineage: Eukaryota; Fungi; Ascomycota; Sordariomycetes; Glomerellales; Plectosphaerellaceae
Exons: 1
Coding region: 1-351 (116 amino acids)
Source: RefSeq, a predicted model, not a curated record
AUGACCGAUAAGAUUGCACAGACGGCGGCCCAGCACAUGACAGCGACAGGGGUCGAAGAGCGGGCACAGCAAAUCGGCACCAAGCAGAUUUCGGCAGCUCGAUUGCGGUCACCAGGAUGUGGGAUCUCGUCAUUCGCGGGCACCGUCGGGGUGGCGCUCGAGCGGCAAAACGGGCAGGUGAGCGAGAGGCAGCAGAGGGCUGCCGACGACGGCUUGGAAGGGACCCGCGAUGAGCCUCACGUCAUUAUUGGUCGCGAUGAGGAGGCGAUGGCGAGCUCGCUGGAGGAGUCGGCCGACUGGGUUGUCCGUCAGGCGUCGGCUGGUCUACCGGCUGGGCGUUAUUUCGACUGA